AUGGCGCCCAGUGCAAUCUCCCCGGCGACACAGGAGCCAGCGGCUCUCUCCAACGUUGUCAAGUUGAUCAAGAACGAUGAUGCUGAGACGAUUGACCUCGCUCUGCGACAGUUUCGUUGCUUGAUCGCCGACCUUUGCCAGCAAUUCUCUGGUGGACAUCCGGGAGGUGCUAUGGGAAUGGCAGCCAUUGGCCUCGCACUCUGGAAAUAUGUUAUGCAAUAUUCCCCCAACGACCCAGACUACUUCAACCGCGAUCGUUUCGUCCUCUCCAACGGCCAUACUUGUCUAUUCCAGUAUACUUUCCUUCACCUCACCGGUUACAAGGCCAUGACCUUUGACCACCUCAAGUCCUAUCACUCCUCCAACUACGAUUCAUUGGCCCCUGGACAUCCUGAAAUCGAGCAUGAGGGAAUCGAAGUUACGACUGGUCCUCUAGGCCAGGGAAUUGCCAAUGCUGUUGGUCUUGCCAUGGCUACCAAGAACCUCGCCGCCACUUACAACAAGCCUGGUUACGAUCUUAUUAAUAACAUGACUUACUGCAUGAUCGGAGACGCCUGUCUGCAAGAAGGCGUGGCUCUUGAAGCCAUUCAGCUAGCUGGCCACUGGAAGCUCAACAACCUUGUGGUCAUGUACGAUAACAAUCAGGUUACCUGCGAUGGUAGCGUCGAUUUCUGCAACACUGAGGAUGUCAACGCCAAGAUGCGCGCUUGCGGCUGGGACGUUAUCGAGGUUGAGGAUGGUUGCUACGACGUUGAGGGCAUCGUCAAGGCUCUACUUAAAGCCAAGGCGAGCACCGACAAGCCCACCUUCAUCAACAUUCACACCAUCAUCGGCGUUGGCAGCAAGGUCGCUGGCGAUGCGAAGGCCCACGGUGCUGCCUUCAGUCCCGAAGGCGUCAAAGCCGUCAAGGAGAGCUUUGGCAUGGAUCCUGAGAAGCACUACGUCGUCUCUGAUGAGGUCUACAAUUUCUUCCGUGACCGUAAGACCCGCGGCGAUCGUCUCGUUGAAGACUGGAAGCGUCUUGUUCACGCUUACAGCAAAGAGCACCCUGAGCUACACGAGGAGUUCGUCAAACGAAUUGAGGGUCGCUUUACUGAAGACUGGCGAAGCAUCAUUCCUGCCAAGGAAGAUUUGCCGACUACCCCUACACCUUCCCGAAAGUCUGCUGGUAUUGUCUGUAACCCUCUCGCUGCUAAGAUCAAGAACUUCAUGGUUGGCACGGCUGAUCUAUCACCCUCUGUUAACAUGAUCUGGAAGGACAAGGUUGACUUCCAGCAUCCCGAUCUCAAGACCACAUGCGGUAUCAAUGGCGACUACUCCGGCCGCUACAUCCACUGGGGAAUUCGCGAGCAUGCCAUGGCUUCCAUCUCGAACGGUCUCGCCGCCUACGGCAAGGGCACCAUCCUUCCUGUCACUUCCAGCUUCUUUAUGUUUUACAUUUACGCCGCCCCUGGUGUCCGUAUGGGCGCUCUCCAAAACCUCCAAGCCAUUCACAUCGCCACCCACGACUCGAUUGGUACUGGUGAAGACGGUCCUACUCACCAACCUAUUGCUCUUGCUGCUCUCUACCGCUCUAUGCCCAACAUCCUUUACAUCCGACCUUGCGAUACCGAAGAGACGGCCGGCGCCUUCAUUACUGCCCUUGAGGCCAAGGAUACUCCCUCUAUCAUCUCCCUCUCCCGACAGAACCUCGAACAAUACCCUCAGUACUCGAGCCGUGAAGGUGCCCAGAAGGGUGCCUACGUCUUCAUCGAGGAAGAAAACGCAGACGUCACCCUCAUCGGUGUCGGUGCCGAGAUGGUUUUCGCUGUCAAGACCCGCGAUGUCCUUAAUGAGAAGUUCAAUAUCAAGGCUCGUGUCGUGUCCUUCCCUUGCCAACGUCUCUUCAACUCUCAGCCCAUUGAGUACAAGCGCCAAGUCCUCCAAUACCGUUCAAACGCUCCCCGCGUUGUCAUUGAAGCCUAUGCUAUCAACGGUUGGGAGAGAUACGCCGAUGCUGGUUACUCCAUGUCGACAUUUGGCAAGUCUCUGCCUGGAAAGGAUGCAUACAAGUACUUCGGCUUUGACGAGAACGUUAUUGCUCCUGAGGUCGCUAAGCUUGUGGAAGAGGUUAAGACGGAGGGUAUCGAGAGUCUCCGCGGCGAGUUCAGGGAUCUCAACAGUAUAACACAUGAACAUUAA
Messenger RNA from Fusarium coffeatum, 2181 nucleotides. RefSeq lists its product as uncharacterized. Gene Ontology annotation, molecular function: transketolase activity. Bases 1 to 2181 code for a protein of 726 amino acids. Gene Ontology annotation, cellular component: cytosol. The record is from RefSeq and is a predicted model, not a curated record. The transcript is spliced from 3 exons. Gene Ontology annotation, biological process: pentose-phosphate shunt. Lineage: Eukaryota; Fungi; Ascomycota; Sordariomycetes; Hypocreales; Nectriaceae.